This is a messenger RNA of Colletotrichum orchidophilum, 972 nucleotides long. RefSeq lists its product as uncharacterized. The coding region runs from base 1 to 972 and encodes 323 amino acids. The transcript has 3 exons. The record is from RefSeq and is a predicted model, not a curated record. Lineage: Eukaryota; Fungi; Ascomycota; Sordariomycetes; Glomerellales; Glomerellaceae.
AUGGGCUCUCAACUCAUCUCGACCGAUGUCAAGAACAAGUUGGAAGACUUGUCUGGCAUCCAAAUCCUCCCAGGCCAAAAUCCAUAUGAAGCCUUCAUCAAAGCUUGCAAUGACAACCCAGCAGAGAUUCAAGCUCUUUAUCAGGGUCAUAGAACAAAGAGGAAUGAGCAGCAGAAGCAAAAGUUCAUAGCUCCUGACUUCAAGGAGCUCAUCAUUGACCCUUUCCUCCUGAGGCUGGAGAACCCGGAGAUGGAGCCCGGCUUCCAAGACCCUCGCAAUUGCUUGGUUUUCUGGGCGCGGCCGCCGGAUCACAUUGUGAGACUUUCGGCUCAUUUGCAGUCUUUGCUCAAGAAGGCCGCACCGAGUAUCUGGCUCAUGCCCCAGCACCGGAUGCAUCUCACAACUCUGGAGGUGACUCAUUCCAAAACGCCAGAGGAGAUCAUCGCUCUCACGGAUAACAUGCGCUCCGCAAUCCCUUACAUCACGGACUACACCUAUUCCCACAGGUCCCGUCUCGUAAGGCCAAUGAUCUCCUAUGACCUCUCCGCCUUCGCCGUCUCCUUCCUCCCGGCCUCUGGCGAGCCGCCCCUGAGCCCGCCCCCGGCGCCGACCGCUCAGCAGCAGCCUAUCGUGCAGGGGGACGGCUACACGUACCACCAUCUCCGCCGCGACAUUUUUACUCUGGCGCAGUCGACGGGCGUGCAGAUCGAGUCGAGGUACCAGGUGCCAAGCGCGCACAUCACGCUAGGGCGGUACCUUACGGAGAAGGACCACGAUACGCCCGAGGCGAGGAAGAGGUGGGUUGAGGCCAUUGAUGAGAUCAACGCGUGGCUCGAAAAGGAGGUCUGGGAUCGGCGGGAUGCCGACUGGAUUGGGGAGUGGCUUGUUGGGCAGGAGAGGGGCUUGGAUGCUCGGAAUGGGCAAUUGUGGUACGGAGGAGGGAGGACGAUCAAGCUGGGGGAGGGCUUUUGA